Messenger RNA from Porites evermanni, 519 nucleotides. Lineage: Eukaryota; Metazoa; Cnidaria; Anthozoa; Scleractinia; Poritidae. The record is from the annotation of a GenBank genome assembly.
AUGAGUUGGUUCUGUUCUGUCUGCGAAAAAUCAUUUACUAGAAAGGAUAGCAUGCAAAGGCACGUGAUGUCUAAACACCACAAUGAUGGUCUCACACCAUUUCAAACAGUUCCGUUUUCACAGAAAUGUCAGCGGUUUCGAUUCGAGCAUCCUUUUACCUCCAUGAUUGCCGGAAUGACCGGCUCAGGAAAAACGGCCUGGGUUCGAUCUCUAUUACAACAAGCUUCAGAGACAAUUUACCCUCCCCCAGAGAGGAUUGUUUGGUGUUAUUCACAAUGGCAGCCUGCGUAUACAGAAAUGCUAGUCGCCAUUCCACACAUUGAAUUCGUCAAGGGAAUUCCCACGGCUUUGAAGCAGGAUUCCUAUUUUGAUGUGAACAAACGGAAUUUGAUCGUGUUUGAUGAUCAAAUGAUUGAUGCCAGUAAAGACAAGCGAAUUGUGAACCUCUUUACUCGUGGUUCUCAUCAUCGCAAUCUGAGCGUGAUUUAUAUCGUGCAGAAUAUAUUUCAUCAGGGGAAA